Molecule: messenger RNA, 2047 nt
Organism: Pyrus x bretschneideri (Chinese white pear)
Lineage: Eukaryota; Viridiplantae; Streptophyta; Magnoliopsida; Rosales; Rosaceae
Product: putative pentatricopeptide repeat-containing protein At3g25060, mitochondrial
Exons: 1
Coding region: 206-2047 (613 amino acids)
Biological process (GO): RNA modification
Molecular function (GO): protein binding; RNA binding
Source: RefSeq, a predicted model, not a curated record
GGGAUUUGGACCAAAUUAUUCUGUCUUUUUUUAUCUGAUCGAAUAUUAUGUCCUAACCUAAAAGAAAGUGUGAUAUUCGCUCAAAAGAAAAUCAAACAAAUUGCAAAAGUAAAGUAGGAAAUAAUAAUAUCUCUUUUUGCAACGGCUAUAAACAGUAACCUGUUAGGUGUUAACAGAAUAUCAAGUUUUAGCUUCCCAUGCAUAGAUGCAGUUACUUCCAUGGCCAAACCGCCUCAGAGCUCUCCUCUUAUCCUGCACGGAUAAGACCUCCAUAGCUAAAGUCCAUGCUCUUAUGAUAUUGACUAGUACCGUCGCCGAUGGAAGCUCCAACGCUCGACUCAUAGCGUCCUACGCACGUAUUGGGGAUACUGUAUCCGCCCGCAAAGUGUUCGAUAAAUUGCCUCAACGAAGCGUGAAUGCAUGGAAUGCCAUGAUAGUCGCGUAUUCUCGGCAAGAUUAUCCGUCUCAAGUUUUAAGUUUAUAUCAUCAGAUGGUAGCGGAAGGAGUUAGACCUGAUAGCUCGACUUUUACUGUCGCGAUUAAGGCGUGCACAAGCAUGUUGGACUUGGAGAUUGGUGAGGAAAUUUGGUCUAAGGCGGUGGGUUGCGGGUACGAACGUGAUGUGUUUGUGGGAUCAUCUGUUUUGAACUUGUACGCCAAGAGCGGGAAGAUGGGUGAAGCAGUGGUGGUGUUUGAGAAGAUGCCUAGAAAGGACCUUGUUUGUUGGACAACAAUGAUAUCAGGGUUUGUGCAGAGUGGAAUGCCUAUGGAAGCAGUUGAGAUGUUUAGGGGAAUGCAACAUGAGGGAAUCGAAUUUGAUGAGGUUUCGAUGAUGGGGUUGGUACAGGCUUGUGCAAGUCUUGGGGACUUGAGAAUGAGUCUUUCUGUUCACGGGUUUAUGAUUCGGAGAGGUCUUCGUAUGGAUGUUAUGGUUCAAACCAGCCUUGCCCAUAUGUAUGCAAAGAACGGGCAUUUGGAGCUAGCUUAUAGGGUGUUCGAUAGGAUGCCUUACAAGAAUGCCAUUUCAUGGGGUUCUUUGAUUUCCGGCUUUGCUCAAAAUGGCUUCGCAGGGCGUGCACUCAAAAUGCUAGUAGAGAUGCAGGGCAGUGGACUUGAACCCGAUUCAGCGUGUCUUGUGAGUGCACUUCUAGCAUGUUCACAGGUGGGGUUUUUGAAAUGGGGUAAAUCCGCACAUGCAUAUAUCUUGAAGAGGCUUGAUUUUGAUGAAGUUUUGGGUACUGCAGUGAUUGACAUGUAUUCGAAAUGCGGAUCCCUUUCUUACGCUCGUGCUCUCUUCGAUCAGAUUGUUUCCAGAGACUUAAUCUCGUGGAAUGCUAUGAUUGCAAGCUACGGAAUUCAUGGUCAUGCAGAGGAAGCUCUAGCCCUCUUCCUCCAGAUGACGGAGACAAACAUAAAGCCUGAUCAUGCUACUUUUGCUUCUCUUCUUUCAGCCUUCAGUCACUCAGGCCUCGUACAAGAAGGCCGGCAUUGGUUCGACAUUAUGGUCAAUAAGUACAAAACCACUCCGGAGGAGAAACAUUAUGCUUGCAUGGUUGACCUACUGGCUCGUGCUGGACGAGUGGAAGAGGCUUAUGAGCUAAUAAAUUCUGUGAAUACUGAACCUGGCCUUGCUGUUUGGGUUGCCCUCCUGGCAGGUUGCCACAAUCAUAGGAAGUCAUCGAUUGGAGAGGUCGCGGCAAAGAAGAUCCUCGAGUUGAAUCCGGAUGAUUUAGGAGUUUACGCUUUGGUCUCGAACUUCUACGCAAUGGCGAUGAAGUGGGAUGAUGCAGCAGACAUGAAGAAGAUAAUGAAACAAAGACGAACAAAGAAAGUGCCAGGCUAUAGCGUUGUGGAAGUGAAUGGAGAGCUACAUGCUUUUCUCAUGGAAGAUAAGACACACCAACAUCAUGAGGAUAUCAUGCAAAUCCUGAAUAAGUUGGAUCAUGACAUGAGAGCCAUCGGAUAUGUGCACAGGAAUGAAUUUCUGUUGCACAAUUCGGAAGACAAACAUUCCUUCCAGCAAAGAAAAUUUAUCGAAUUGCUCUAA